AUGCUGAAUGCUGUCUACCUGUUAAAGUCCCGACUUCUAGUGGACCUACUGGACUCUAGUCUCAACCAGAACCUACUGGACUCUAGUCCCAACCAGAACCUACUGGACUCUGGUCUAAACCAGAACCUACUGGACUCUGGUCUAAACCAGAACCUACUGGACUCUGGUCUCAACCAGAACCUACUGGACUCUGGUCUCAACCAGAACCUACUGGACACUAGUCUAAACCAGAACCUACUGGACACUAGUCUAAACCAGAACCUACUGGACACUGGUCUCAACCAGAACCUACUGGACUCUGGUCUUAACCAGAACCUACUGGACUCUGGUCUUAACCUACUGGACUCUGGUCUCAACCAGAACCUACUGGACACUGGUCUAAACCAGAACCUACUGGACACUGGUCUCAACCAGAACUUACUGGACACUGGUCUCAACCAGAACCUACUGGACACUGGUCUCAACCAGAACCUACUGGACACUGGUCUCAACCAGAACCUACUGGACACUGGUCUCAACCAGAACCUACUGGACUCUGGUCUCAACCAGAACCUACUGGACUCUGGUCUCAACCAGAACCUACUGGACACUGGUCUCAACCAGAACCUACUGGCCUUCACUAUCCCAGUGAUCCAGAUAGUGUAUGAGACUCUGAAGGAUCAGCAGGAGGGGAAGAAGGGGAGAACAGCUGUGAAGACUGGUGGAGCAGUCUUCAACAAAUGGCAGAUGAACCCGUAUGACAGAAGCACAGCUUUCGCCAUUGGACCAGACGGACUGUGUUGUCAAAGCAGGGAGUUUAAAGAAUGGCAUGGCUGUCGCUCUACCAAAGCCAUCACCAAGGGGAAGUACUACUAUGAGGUGUCAUGUCAUGACCAGGGCCUGUGUAGGAUCGGCUGGUCUACCAGCCAGGCAGCUUUGGACUUAGGUACUGAUAAAUACGGCUUUGGCUUCGGAGGAACGGGGAAGAAAUCUCACAACAAACAGUUUGACAGUUAUGGAGAGGAGUUCACCAUGCACGACACCAUGGGAUGUUAUCUGGAUCUGGACAACGGACACCUCUCCUUCUCCAAAAACGGUACUGACCUGGGCUUGGCGUUUGAGAUCCCAGCUCUUCUGAAGAACCAGCCCUUCUUUGCUUCCUGUGUUCUAAAGAACGCAGAGCUGAAGUUUAACUUUGGGGGGGAGGAGUUUAAGAAUCCCCCCAAGACGGGCUUCAUAGCGGUGGACCAAGCUGCUGAGGGACAUGUGGUCAAAUCCAGCCAGACAGGCAGCGUUAAGGUGUCGGAGGUAAAGACUUCGUCCUGUGGUCCCAAAGCUCUGAUCGUUGAGCCGUCUAAAGAGCUUGCUGAACAGACCCUCAACAACGUUAACCAGUGUAAGAGAUAUGUGGACAAUCCCAAGCUCAGAGAUCUUCUGAUCAUUGGAGGGGUCCCUGCUAGGGACCAGCUGGCUGUACUGGAACAAGGGGUGGACAUCGUGGUCGGGACACCAGGUCGUCUAGAUGACCUCAUCUCUACGGGGAAACUCACCUUGUCUCAAGUCCGCUUCCUGGUCCUGGAUGAGUGUGAUGGGCUCCUCACUGCCGGCUACACCGACUUCAUCAUGAGAAUCUACAACCAGAUUCCUCAAGUCACCUCGGACGGCAAGAGACUUCAGGUGAUAGUCUGCUCAGCCACGCUCCACUCCUUCGACGUGAAGAAGUUGUCAGAGAAGAUCAUGCACUUCCCCACGUGGGUGGACCUGAAGGGGGAGGAUUCUGUCCCUGAGACCGUCCAUCACGUGGUCGUCCCCGUUAACCCUAAACACGACCGCAGCUGGGAACGCCUAGACCGCAAGAACCACAUCCAGACUGAUGAGGUCCAUGCUAAAGACAACACCAGACCAGGAGCCAACAGUUCAGGUCAGACUGACCCCCCUCCCCUCU
This is a messenger RNA of Salmo salar (Atlantic salmon), 1924 nucleotides long. Lineage: Eukaryota; Metazoa; Chordata; Actinopteri; Salmoniformes; Salmonidae. The record is from RefSeq and is a predicted model, not a curated record.